AUGGUGGCAGAACUGGCGGAGAGAGAGAAGAUGGCGGAGCGCCAGCGCAGCGAGGAGGAGAGGGCAAAGCAGCGGUUAAAGUCGGAGAUUGAGAGAAUCAGGAAAGAGGCGGCGGAUGCAGCAGCUGCAGCCGCUGCUGCUGCGCGUGCUGCAAGGGGAGGAGGGAGUGGAGGGAACGGGGCGGAGAAUGGGGAGGGUGGAGCAGGGGUGGUUGGAGAGGAGAUGGAGCGGACGCUCAAGGUGUCUUGGUUGAGAGGAGGGGUGGAGGAUGGGGAGGGGGGUGCGGGAGGAGGAGUCGCAGGAGCAGGGGUGGCAGGGGAGGAAUACAGUGUGCAGCGGUUAUGGAGGGUUUUUGAGGAGUUUGGAAAGGUGGAGGAUGUGGUGGUGAGGGAUGUGGCGAAGGGCAAGGGUAAGGGGGGUAAGGCGGGCAAGGCGAGGAAGAAGGGCAGUGCACUGGUGGUGAUGGCGACGAAAGAAGCUGCGGUAGCCGCUACCUGUUCUGUGUGCGGCGAUUCCACAAACCCCCUUAUAGUCACGCGAGCUGUGCCUGCACCUGCAGCAUCCACCAUAUGGGGCGCUGACACCCCCUUCAGCCCUUCUGUUGCUGCCGCAGCUGCAGCCACUUCAGCAGCAGCAGCAACGGCAGAUGCAGCAGCUGCGAGAGCCAGGGCUGGGACUCAUGGUGCUGCUGGUGGCUUUGGGAUGGGGGGAUCUGGUACUAGUGCUGGUGUUGGUGCUAAUGCCGGUGCAGGCACGAGUGGAAUGAGGAGAGAUGGGGGGGCGAAGCCAGCAGGAGAGGCGAGUAGUAGAGCAGGUAUGGGUGGCUUUCGAGCGAAUGGAGGGUAUAGUGGGGUGGCAGCAGGAGAAGGAGGAGGAGCAGGAGCAGUACCAGGAGGGGGGUUUGGAGUGGGAGGAGGUGGGGUGGAAGUUGGAGCUCGGCCGGCCAUGGCAACAGCGGGUUCGUCGUAUCGGGACUAUGAGAGUGUGACUCUCAUGCGCAUGAGACAGGCAGCUGAAAGAGCGCGCAUAAUUAAGGAGAUGCAGGCUGCAGAAGAAGCAGGGGGCGGUGAUGACGAGUGA
Closterium sp. Naga37s-1 is the source of this 1080-nucleotide messenger RNA. The record is from the annotation of a GenBank genome assembly. NCBI's taxonomy places the organism in Eukaryota, Viridiplantae, Streptophyta, Zygnematophyceae, Desmidiales, Closteriaceae.